AUGCAGCUUCGCAAUGCUGAAGACCAAGAAAGGGAGCAAAAUGGCCCAGCUGAGUCUUCAUAUAAAGUUAAUGAGCAGCCCCUUAGAACAGCAAGCAAAAUUUGCAUCAUCACCAUUGGGGCUGGUGCCAGCGGGCUGAAUGUGAUCCGGACUUUGCGCAAGCACCUCACAAACUAUGAGCACGUCAUCUACGAGAAAACCCCCAAAGUUGGCGGGACGUGGUACGAGAAUCGAUACCCAGGCUGCAAAUGUGACAUUCAAUCGCAUAACUACCAAUUUUCGUGGAAGCCAAACCGAGAAUGGAGCAGUUCCUUCUCCCCCGCGGAAGAAAUUGAAACAUACCUCUGUCACCUAUAUGCGGAAGAGGAUAUGCAAAAUCAUGUUACGCUUGAGCAUGAAGUUGUGGGCGCAUACUGGAAAGAAAAUUCUGGACAUUGGAAGGUCAAAAUCAAAAUUCUGAAAACUGGUAACAGUUUCGAGUAUCAUUGCGAAUUCGUUCUUAAUGCGAGCGGAGUUCCAAAGGGAGUGAAUCUUCAAUUUACCCUUGUCUGGCCAGAUUAUGGUGCACUAGUCGAAGAUAGCAAGGCUGAUAUGGGUGAUCACGCAAGUCAUUGGCAAUGGCCAGAGAUCUCAGGCCUCCAUGAGUUCUCUGGGACUCUAGUUCAUAGUGCCAACUGGACUGAAGGAUUUGAUUGA
Messenger RNA from Penicillium manginii, 696 nucleotides. RefSeq names its product monooxygenase. The transcript has a single exon. NCBI's taxonomy places the organism in Eukaryota, Fungi, Ascomycota, Eurotiomycetes, Eurotiales, Aspergillaceae. Bases 1 to 696 code for a protein of 231 amino acids. The record is from RefSeq and is a predicted model, not a curated record.